CGAGAUCCCCAUACUUCAUUUCAUGGCUUCUAAACGCGUCUUUGGGACCGUUUAGCCGCCUUGUUCGCCUUACUGAUCACGUUAGCAACUACACUCGUUUGGCCUCUGACAUCUCGAUCGAUCAUGGAUUCACCACCCACCUCCCCCUCCGCCGGCCAGAAGCGUAAAAUUACCGAUAUGAGUUCUGACGAAGAUGACUUUCGCCCCACGAUGGGAUUUCGCGGGUUUGCGAGGGCAUCUUCUCGUUCGGAGUCACCUCCGUCUUUUGGAGGCUUGGGGAGUGCUCGUCGGAAUCCCUGGAACAACAACACACAGGCAGCAACGGCCCGGGGAGGCGCCCGCAAUUCAGGCAAAGGGACGCCGGGAGGAAACUCCUUCGCCGCGCGCAUGAUGGCUAAGAUGGGCUAUGUUGAAGGGCAAGGUCUCGGUUCAAGUGGUCAGGGUAUCGUUAACCCGAUCGAGGCUCAGGCCCGGCCGCAGGGUGCUGGGUUGGGAGUUGUUCGAGAAAAGACAAAGCAAGCUCGAGAGGAGGAAAAACGGGCGGCGGCAUUACGGGGUGAAGUGGUGGAGGAUAGCUCGGAUGAAGAACGAAAGAGACGACAGAAAAAGAAGGAAGCGCGCAAACAAGGAAGUCGAAGUGGUACAGGCACUCCGAUGCCACGAGCGAAGCCCCAAUUCCGUACAGCCCGGGAAAUGGAGGAGGACAUGGCUGGCCUUGAGGUACCAAACGUCUUGAAAUCAUUAGUCGAUGCCACCGGGAAGGAACAAAGGGUGUUGACCUCCACGGCCGGCUUAAUGGCCCCGUCGGAAUUCGUGAAACCGGGUGAAGGUGAAGCUCUGAAGAUUGCACAACGGGCGCGCCAUGAUCUAGAGGCUUUUGCAGAUGAGUGGAAAGGGUUAACGGAAAGGAAGAAGUUUAUCGAAUUGGAGGAGGCUCAGAUUGUGGAACAAAUGGAUACACAACAACUCCGAAUGGACCAGCUGACGGAGCUUGUCGCUACUCUCGGCAGUCUGGAAAUUUUCCAAGACGACAGUACUCGGGGGCGCUUUGACGAAGUUACCGGCAAACUAGAAUCUUUGGAAAUCAAAUAUCGCAAUGAAAUAGAUGAAUAUCGCCUCCCCGAGACAGCUGUUGCAGCCAUCCAUCCUCUGUUCCGCCAAGCGAUGGAGGAAUGGGAGCCUCUGAGAGAUCCAACAUUCCUUGUGUCGAAUCUUCGUCGCCUUCAGCCUCUUUUUGCGCGAAAGAAAGAUGAUCAAACUGUCCAGCGACAAUCAACGUCGGCUUAUGAGAGCAUGAUAUACACUUUGUGGCUACCUCGUGUGCGCUCAGCACUUCUCAACGAUUGGGACGUUUAUGAUCCAAAAUCAGCCACAUCGCUAGUUGUUGCGUGGAAGGAGAUUAUACCACCCUUUGUUCUAGCUAAUGUCCUUGAUCAGCUUGUGGUACCGAAGCUCACCGAUGGUCUGAAACAAUGGAAGCCCAGAAGCAGCAGCAGACGCCACAUCUCCCCGCAUAACAGUUCUCGUUUCCCAUGGUGGUUAUUUACAUGGCUACAGUAUCUUGAUGAACGGCACACGAACCCAAGGCAGCCUACAGGUCUUCUUUCUGAUGCUAAGAGGAAAUUUCGCGUUGUCUUGGAUACAUGGGACCUUAGGAAAGGGCUGGUCGAUGGCAUCCAGCUCUGGCGAGAUGCAUUGGGUUCGGAGUUUGAUGUAUGCCUACGAAAUCACCUUUUACCCCGACUUGGCCGUCAUCUCCGUGAAGAUUUCGAAGUGAAUCCCCAAGACCAAGAUCUAACAGCCCUGGAAGACGUCUUUAAAUGGAAGGACUUGUUUAAGCCUAACGUCACCGGCCUACUCCUCGUCGGAGAAUUCUUCCCCAAGUGGCACAAUAUUCUCUAUAUCUGGCUCACAAAUGACCCGAACUACGAAGAGGUUGGCGAGUGGUUCUCCUGGUGGCGAACCCAGAUUCCCGAAGAAAUCAACGAGCUGACCAUCGUUGACGACGAGUGGAAGAAGGGUCUGCAGACCAUGGAUCUAGCAUCUCGCUUGGGUGAUCGCGCCGCUACAGAGCUCCCACCCCCAUCAUCCACCACUGCGGAGCAGACUCCCGAGGAGAAACCCCAUGCACCAGCGGAAGCACUAUCCACAAAAGCCCCUCGCAAGCCCAAGGUCGUGGAAGAGGUCGCCUUCAAAGACAUCCUCGAAACGUGGUGCGUGGAACAGGGACUCAUCAUGCUCCCCCUUCGAGAAGCGCACCCGCAGAACGGCCAGCCUCUGUUCAGAAUCACGGCCAGCGCUACCGGGAAGGGUGGUGUCGUCGCAUUCGUCCAGGGAGAUGUUGUCUGGGUACAGAACAAGAAAGCAAAGGAUACUUGGGAGCCGAUGGGUCUGGAAGAUCAGCUUGUGGAGCGUGCAGAGAGCAGAUGAUAUCCCGAAUUUUCGUUAUAUUAGCAUUAUCUACAGUUUUGGGUUGGUUUUCACGAUACCUUGUUGUUAGAUAUCCAGUUUGACGUGAUGACAUUGAUAUACCAUACACUUUUAGAAGUGGAUUAACACCCGUCAUACAAUCG
Aspergillus alliaceus is the source of this 2573-nucleotide messenger RNA. RefSeq names its product putative G-patch domain protein (TFIP11). Gene Ontology annotation, biological process: spliceosomal complex disassembly. Lineage: Eukaryota; Fungi; Ascomycota; Eurotiomycetes; Eurotiales; Aspergillaceae. Gene Ontology annotation, molecular function: nucleic acid binding. Gene Ontology annotation, cellular component: U2-type post-mRNA release spliceosomal complex. The coding region runs from base 124 to 2430 and encodes 768 amino acids. The record is from RefSeq and is a predicted model, not a curated record. The transcript has a single exon.